UAAAGAAUGCAAAAGAUGAGAAAAAGUUAUUAGGUGUUAGAGAGACAACAAUCGUACUGAAUGAAAGAGAAAUGAUGAAUAUUGAGAAAGUAAAUAACCAUUCAAACCUAAAAGUUUCAUCCAGUGUUAAAUUAUGUGAAAAUGAUAAUUUUCAAUCAUGUAAAACUGAUUUGGUACAAUUGUCUGACCCAAUAAAGAAAUUUGCAACAUGGAAAUUUAUUGUAUCAAAGAAUGUACUACUUAGAAUAUAUCAGAAAGGUCCAAAAGUCUAUAAACAGACGGUACUACCACAAAAAUUCAGACCAAAAGCCCUAUCUUUAGCACAUGAUUCCAUCUUCUCGGGGCACAUGGGAAUAACAAAAACAAAGAAGAGGAUUCUAUCUACAUUUUAUUGGCCUGGGUUUUCUAAAGAUGUAAAAAAUUAUGUUCAAUCUUGUGAUACAUGUGCUAAAACCACAAAAAAAGGAGAGAACCCAAAGGCUCCAGUGCAAAUAGGUCUGAUAGCAUCAAGACCAUUUGAACAAGUUGCAAUUGAUAUUGUUGGCCCAUUACCAGUGACGUCAGCAAAGGGAAACAGAUUUAUUUUAACUUUUAUUGAUGUUGCCACAAAAUGGCCUGAGUGUGUACCUCUGAAAUUUAUAACAUCAAAUGAUAUUCAGGAG
Candidula unifasciata is the source of this 662-nucleotide messenger RNA. The record is from the annotation of a GenBank genome assembly. Lineage: Eukaryota; Metazoa; Mollusca; Gastropoda; Stylommatophora; Geomitridae.